Molecule: messenger RNA, 1864 nt
Organism: Python bivittatus (Burmese python)
Lineage: Eukaryota; Metazoa; Chordata; Lepidosauria; Squamata; Pythonidae
Source: RefSeq, a predicted model, not a curated record
CAGAAAAAGCAGGGCGCCCAGAGGAUCCUGUCUGCCCUACCAAAUAUUUCAGCGUUGUAUGGUGCAAGGCCUCAAAGAAAAAGCAUAAGAAGUGGGAAGGUGAUGCUGUUCUUAUAGCGAAAGGAAAGUCAGUGAUGCUCAAGGAUAUGGAAGGCAAAGACAUUGGAAGAGGCACUGGAUCUCAAAUCAGAGACUUAGAAAAACUCACUGAAGGUCAAAGUCUGAUGAUUGGAAGCAAAGAAAUUGAAGUGAUGGGUGUGAUACUGGAAGAGGAUUUUAAAAGUGGCAAGUGCUUUCAAUCUGGUCUGGAGAGCACGGAGGAUGUUUGGAAUUCCCCAGUUGCUUCUGCAAAGCGAUUUUGUAAUCCUUUCAAAAAUGUUUGCAAACCCAAUACUAAAGAAAAUUGGCCUAACUAUAAACCACGUCAUGAUCCAUUGGCUCCAAAUUCCUUAGUUAUGCCAUAUCCGUGCCCAAGUCACCAGCAAUUGUUCAACAAAUCAGGUUUGCCUGUUGUGGAUGUCGUUGUAGACCCUUACAUUGCAAGCCAUCUUCGCCCACAUCAGCGAGAAGGAAUUCUCUUUCUUUAUGAAUGUGUGAUGGGAAUGAGAGUGAGCAAUAGAUUUGGUGCCAUUCUUGCAGAUGAAAUGGGUUUAGGAAAAACACUGCAGUGUAUUUCACUCAUCUGGACACUCCUGCGUCAAGGACCUUAUGCAUGCAAGCCUGUAAUAAAACGAGCCUUGAUAGUUACUCCUGGAAGUCUGGUGAAGAACUGGGGAAAGGAAUUUCAAAAAUGGUUGGGAAACGAGAGAAUCAAAGUGUUCUUAGUUGAUCAGGAUCACAAAGUGGAAGAAUUCAUCAAUUCCCCCCUUUAUUCAGUCCUGAUCCUUAGUUAUGAGAUGUUUCUACGGUCUGUGGACCAAAUUCAGAAGACAGAAUUCAGCCUUGUCAUCUGUGAUGAAGGUCAUCGUUUGAAAAACAGUUCUAUUAAGACAACUGCUGCUCUUAUCAGCCUCUCCUGUGAAAGAAGAAUUAUUCUUACUGGUACUCCAGUACAAAAUGAUCUGCAGGAGUUUUAUGCUUUAAUAGAAUAUGUAAAUCCUGGAAUACUUGGUCCUUUGUCUGCAUACAAAAAGGUGUAUGAGGAGCCUAUUCUCAGAUCGCGAGAACCUUCAGCAGCUAAGGAAGAAAUUGAUCUAGGUGAGAGGAGGGCAGCAGAGCUCAUGCAUCUAACGGGAUUCUUCAUUCUUAGAAGAACACAAGAGGUCAUCAACAAAUUCCUCCCCCCAAAAAAGGAGAGCAUACUUUUCUGUCGUCCAGCACCAUUGCAACUUGCUCUUUAUCGAGCUCUGUUGAACUCUCAGGUUGUUAGAAAUUGCCUACAAGGAAGUUUAGAGAAUAGUCCACAUUUAAUAUGCAUUGGGGCUUUGAAAAAACUUUGCAAUCAUCCCUGCCUUCUUUUGAAAGCAAUACAGAAGAAAGAAUCUGAAUCUUCUUGUGAUAAUCAAGAUCAGCCAAACCAUUAUGGUGGUUUAUGUGAUAUUUUUUCUCAAGAAAGUGCUCAAACAAAUUCCUGUGAGAGUGACUCAGGAAAGUUGAAGGUGCUGAUGCAGAUGCUGGCAGCAAUUCAUGAACUUGGACCUUCAGAAAGGUAGGAAGGAGAUUUAAUUGGAUGCAUUUUUUGAGUGCAGUCGAAUCUUAUGGUUUAGGCCUUUUUUCAACUGUUAUGCUAGUUAAGACACACUCACUUUGUAUACUGGGAAUAACACAAGCACUCACCCAUACAGAUAACUUCUGGGUGGAAUCAAAAUGCUAAUAAGUGGAUUGUCAAAGGUCAUUUGAAGAAUUAAUGACAUACUGGAUUAAA